AUGCGCUGCAUGAGCUUUGCCCUUGAGAGCUCCAAGAGGAAAGAGGGCAUCUACUCCAUCUUGGACCUCCUCAAGUACAACUUCUACCUUCCAUUCUUCUUCUUUGGGCCUGUCAUGACGUUUGACCAGUUCCACACCCAGCCCCGACCUCCGCGCUUCCCUCUCUCGCAGGCCUGCUUCGCCUCGCUGGUGAGCCAGGACUACGUGAACGGCACGGACCAGGAGGAGAUCCGCACCGGUGUUGAUCAGUGCAUCCAGAAAUUUCUGGAUGUUGCAAGACAAACUGAAUGCUUUUUUCUACAAAAAAGACUGCAGCUAUCAGUCCAGAAACCAGAGCAAGUAAUUAAAGAGGAUGUUUCAGAAUUAAGAAAUGAAUUGCAGAGAAAAGAAGCAUUAAUUCAGAAGCAUUUAGGGAAACUGCGACACUGGCAACAGGUCCUGGAAGAUAUCAGUGUACAGCACAAAAAGCCUGCAGAAAUGCCUCAAGGCCCAUUAGCUUACCUAGAACAAGCAUCUGCUAAUAUUCCUGCUCCAAUGAAGCAAACAUGAUCUUUGAUUUUAUGUAGCUGAGUAUUUUCAACAAUGCAAAGCAGUGUUCUUUUUACUUUGUAUGCUUUUUGUAUAAUGUAAUUUGUAUUACAAAUAUGAAUAGUUAAGACAACUAAAAGUAAUUUUUUUCUUUCCAAAUAUGGAUUGAUUUUAUAUUUCAGUGGGAAAUAUGCAGAGCUGCUACUCAUGAUGCUUUCUGGUAGAAGUGUUUUCCAGAAUGCAUCCUGUUCCUUCUAGAAAGGGGGACCCUAGCUCUCCCCUAACUAUAUCUUUGCUGGUACGAUGAAAAGAUUUGCAAUGAUUGCUGUUUGGUUUUGCUGGAAGAUUUAAAUGUUUUAUGAUCCAGUCAUUAUCCUAUUAUCCUUAAGUACCACUGUAGAAGCACUCUUAGAAUUGUCUCUAUCUAGGUCAGAUCAAGAGUGUACUUUUUUUGAAGGGAAUUGUCCAUCUCUGCUGGAUUUUUGCUCACCUCAUGAAGGUGGGUCUCAGCAUACACAAAUUUGAUUCUAAUAAGAUGAAAUGAAAUUAAAAAAUGCACUAUGCCCAUUGGGGCAUACAUAGUGCAGGUCCCAUGUUACUGGUGUUCUUUGUGUCAGGUUUGUGUAGAGAUGGUCCAAAAUAAAGAGCACUCAUUGUAGAUGUUGGGUCAUCAGCUUCUAUUGGGGUGCAUUAUUCAGUAAUGUAAGCGUAGACAAAAAAAGAUUUUGGUGGUAGAAACAGCAAAGGAGCCCUGUUUCUCUAUUACUAGGCAACAAGCUUAAUUCAUCCAUAUAGGCAGGAAAGCCACUUUCUACAGACCCAGUCCCUAGAAAUUAAUAAUUAGAAUAUUGUAACCCUGGAAUCUUGAAUUAGCAGUUGUGUACUGAACUUUGUGGUGUGCUUUUAAAGUUCUAGGGGCAGAGUGGGUGAAAACUAAUGAAAAAGCCCUAUACAUUUCUGAUCCUCUCAGAUACCAAGGCACUCCUCAGUGUAACUUACUGUACACCAUUUUAUCCCCUUGAUUAUAUGUGUAAAAAGUGUCUUCUUGCCAAAUUUGAUGCUAAAGUCUCCUUCCAAACCAAGCAGUUCAUCUUGGAAAAAAAACCUAGACAGCUGGGUUUAAAGCACUGGCCUGUAGAAGCAUUCUGACCCUUCUGCCACCUUUUCACCACCGGUGAGAUGCAGGGGCUGUUUUGUAGUAAGUGCUGGCAUUUGCUGGUACAGUUCUUGCUGGCUGUUUGAUACAAGAAGGGGUCAGGUAAAAGUUGUUAAUGUAGCUGGGCCCUGCUAGUUGAAAUUAAAUGGGAAUUCAACUCGUACAGCAGUUGAAAGAUGAACUAGCCUGUCUUAAACACAGCUGCUGGUUGCGCAAUUCUCCACCUUUCACAUUUGUUGAUGAAUUACCUAAGUGUUAAUUUCUUUCUGACUGUCUUUCCCUCCCAGUAAUGAGUUAGCUAGCAUGAUCUGAUAAAUGGAGUCAUUCCCCCGCUUUGCAUGUAGGUGGGCAUUAAGAACAAUGUUGAGAUAAAAUGCACAAGUACACAGUUCCCAUAGAUCUGGAACUGUAUCACUCUGACUUGCACUUCAGCAUAACAUAGCGCUACUUGGCAAAACAUAGAAAUGGAUGAUUUACAAGCAAGUUUUAAUGUUCAUACUUACAUAUUAUCCUAAUUUACCAGGCUGAUACAUGUACUGAAGUGCAACAGGAAUACUGUAUUUCAAUGCUGACUAUACAAACCAGUUUAUUAAGCAAACCAGAAGUAUUUCUAAACCAGCCUGCUAUAAACAUGCUACUAUUGGAGGUAUACUGCAUGGUGUAGAGCUUAAAAUAAGUUUAACAAAAACUUGUUAAAAAAUUAAAAAAUUGCACUAUUAUAUACAGAAAUUAUUUUAAACAGCUGAUUAAGCAAAUAUGUAAACCUACAGAAAUCUACAGAAAUACCAUCUUUUUUUGCAGCUGGAGCCAGAUGGACAGGAAGUAUCGGAGACCAAAUUGCAUAUUUAAUGUAAUUGUGGAGUGGUAAAGCCUCUUGAUUAAAAAGUCUUUUCACA
Molecule: messenger RNA, 2580 nt
Organism: Athene cunicularia (burrowing owl)
Lineage: Eukaryota; Metazoa; Chordata; Aves; Strigiformes; Strigidae
Gene: MED28
Product: mediator complex subunit 28
Exons: 4
Coding region: 1-549 (182 amino acids)
Cellular component (GO): mediator complex
Source: RefSeq, a predicted model, not a curated record